UUGUCAUUUAAUUGUUUGAGUAAUUUUCGUAAUUAAGCCGAAAAAUAUGAUAGUUUGUGAUUUUUAACAUUGAAUGCGCUAUUUACACAAAUCUAUACAGCUAAAUACUAUAGAAGACCUUUUCGGCAAUAUGUCCAAGUGGCAAUCGGAGCGAAGCAUCCACGAAAUGUUGAAGGAUACUCCGCCGCUGCGCGAGUCGAGCGACUCUAUCACGUCGGGAACGGAAGCCAAGUUCCCCACUUCGCGGUCCAUGCCUUUCCCACCGGCUUAUGCUCCCCCAGACGUAUCUCAGAAUGGUGCGCAGGGCUCAUCCACCUUGCUGCGUGCCGGCUCCACCAAGCUGGAGUCCAUCAAGAAUUGGAGUGUUUCCACCUACAAGUGCACCAAGCAAUUGCUGUACGAGAAACUCGGCAAGAGCUCCCGCACCGUUGACACAGAGCUAGAAGCGCAAAUAGAGAUGCUACGUGAAACCCAGCGCAAAUACAACGGUGUUCUGCGCCUCAGCACUGCGCUGACCGCUCAGCUCACAGCCUCCUCCAGCACGCAGCGGGCCCUGGGCGAAGCCUUCGCAGAGCUCGCACAGAAGUCACCUGAACUGCAGAACCAGUUCCUGUACAACGCGGACACGCAGCGCUCCCUGACGCGCAACUGCGACACGUUGCUGGCCGCGCUGCACUUCUUCAACAAUGCACUCAACACUCUCACCAACCGGACUAUGGAAGACACCCUGUUGACUAUACGACAGUAUGAGGCUGCCAGGGUGGAGUACGACGCGUACCGCAGCGAGCUGGAGGCCAGCGGCGGGAACCCGCCCGAGCUGCUGCUGGGCAACAUCGAGCGGCAUCGCCGACACUACGAGAGGCUACGAGAUGAUUCCGCUGUCAAACUGCAACUCUUGCACGAGAACCGGGUGAAAGUGAUGAACAAGCAGCUGCUGCUGUUCCACAACGCGGUGUCGGCGUACUUCAGCGGCAACAACGUGGCGCUCGAGGCCGCCGUGCGGCACUUCAGCGUGCCCGUGCUGCAGCACGCGCCCCACCCGCCCCAUCCCGCGCACACGCCGCUGCCCUCCACCGCGCCGCCGCCGCCGCCGCCGCCGCGCUCCGCGUAGGACUUCGCCCCACCGACAUACUAGCACGGGCGUCAACUCGGGAACUAAGAAAUGCAACUUUCAGUUUGACGUACGAUUACAAUAAUAAUAUGGAAACUUUGAUCUCUAUGUAGUGUGUUAGGCGUACAAUCUGAGAAAGGAUUCACAUAUUUGCUGUGUCAACUGGCAUUUGAAAAGUACGGUAAACUGUACUUUCGACACGACAAGUUGAAUUAUGGCGACUUUCUUAAAUUGUAAGCGUAAUAUCGAAGGUAAUUAAAACUGGAGCCUACUGCGUUCGCACAGUUUAGGACUUCGCCCCACCAACAUGUUAGCGUGGGGUCCACGCUUGGAACUAAUGGAAUUUUCAGUUGGACAUAAGAUGUGUGGUUAAACUUUCAUGUUAAUGUCAAAAAAAAAAAACAGAAAAGCAAUGGGGUACACAAUAAAUUACAUGCAAGCGCACAAGGGCAGGCCUUGGAAAGGACUUUUGAUUUAAAAACUUAUGACUUUGUUAAAUGAAAUAUAAAGUAGCAGCUGUUCUGAAGAAAUAAGUAACUGUAGAAGAAGAGUUUGCAAUAUGGAUUAUACUUGAGCCAAGUAUAAGUAAAAGGUGCAUAAUUGUAGGACUCUGCUUGAGAAAAACUGCAUAAAUGAGUCUUAAUACAAUAUUAUAUUAUAAGUUUUAUAUUGUACAAGACAAACUCAAAUAUAUACCUAAGUAUUUCGAAAAUAGACUUGAUUAUUUUUUUAUUAGUGAAUAAUUAAUUAAUGUUGAUGCACUUUAUUUAUAAUAUAGAAAUAGGAAAUGUACUUAGUCGAUUGUGAAAAUAAAAGUUUGUGCUUGAAAUAUAUCUCAAAAAAUAUUCAAAUUCACUAAGUAUGUUAUGGGACAAUAUGUUUCAUAAAUGAUAUUGCACAUAUUUUGAAUUUUACUUCAAAUCAAAACAAUAUAAAUAGGUAUACAAAUAUAUAUUAUUAUUAACUUGAAUAUUUCAAUUUAGUACUUAGCCAAAUAUCCUCGGAGCUUCAAUGAAAUUGUCUCUUCUAGUCAUUAUACGUAUAUAUCAGUAUAAUAUAUAGGGUAAAAAUAAAUAUAAAAUAAUACUAUGACUAUACAACCAUCAAAAUUAAAUGUUUUAAAAAUCUAUAUCUCUAAUAUUAUAUUAUACUUACCUAUAGUAAUUUGAUAGUAUUAUGUUGUUUAAAUGAAUUGACUGCUAAAAUAUUUUAAAAUACCAAAUAUUAUAUACCUAAAACAAUUAGUGAGUUAUCAUUCCAAUAUUAAUUGAUUUAUUAAUUAUGUGAUUUUAGUUUUAACUUAUUCAAUUAGCUACCUAAUUAAAAAUCAAUAAAUAUAGUUGUUGUCAGUACUAUUUCCAGUGCACAUGCAAAGUAAACUAAAUAGAAAAAUUCUAUACAUAUUUAAAUUAUUAUACAUACAUAUAGGUCAUAUAUACAUAGACCCAUAUUAUCAUGUAUUUUGAAUUCCUGUAAGUUUCUAUAUUAAUACAAAAUAAUGUGCUUACUUGAGAUCCGUUUCAAAAGGUUUAAUAUAAUUUUAAUUACAGGUUCGAAAUAUGUACUAGGAGUAAGAAUUGACAAUAUUCCUUAUUAGAUAGCCUGAAUAUAGGGCUUAUGGACAAUUUGAAUACAAUAGCUAGUCAAACUGCAUUUUAGUUAUUUCACUGUGGAGUAUUAUUUUCAUUAAUUAUUGUGAAUAU
Molecule: messenger RNA, 2814 nt
Organism: Maniola jurtina (meadow brown)
Lineage: Eukaryota; Metazoa; Arthropoda; Insecta; Lepidoptera; Nymphalidae
Gene: Arfip
Product: arfaptin-2
Exons: 7
Coding region: 74-1111 (345 amino acids)
Biological process (GO): regulation of Arp2/3 complex-mediated actin nucleation; intracellular protein transport
Cellular component (GO): trans-Golgi network membrane
Molecular function (GO): phospholipid binding; protein domain specific binding
Source: RefSeq, a predicted model, not a curated record